Molecule: messenger RNA, 2225 nt
Organism: Pelmatolapia mariae (spotted tilapia)
Lineage: Eukaryota; Metazoa; Chordata; Actinopteri; Cichliformes; Cichlidae
Gene: hnrnpa1b
Product: heterogeneous nuclear ribonucleoprotein A1b
Exons: 11
Coding region: 89-1093 (334 amino acids)
Biological process (GO): mRNA splicing, via spliceosome
Cellular component (GO): catalytic step 2 spliceosome
Molecular function (GO): mRNA 3'-UTR binding
Source: RefSeq, a predicted model, not a curated record
UACUGUUGAAUAGCAGGCUACGCUCGUCUGACGCAGAUCUCGGCUCUUCGUUUGUUACACAACACGUCUUCAAGGCUAAAUCUGCAACAUGUCGAGAGAGAGUGUCCCACGUGAGCCGGAGCAGCUCCGCAAGCUGUUCAUCGGAGGCUUGAGCUUCGAGACGACAGACGAAAGCCUGCGUGCUCAUUUUGAGCAAUGGGGGACUCUUACAGACUGCGUGGUCAUGAGGGACCCCAACAGCAAGAGAUCGAGGGGUUUUGGCUUUGUAACAUAUUCAUCAGUGCAGGAAGUUGAUGCUGCCAUGUCAGCCCGUCCCCAUAAGGUCGAUGGAAGAGUGGUAGAACCGAAACGAGCUGUUUCCAGGGAGGACUCAAACCGGCCAGGAGCCCACAUAACUGUGAAAAAGAUCUUUGUUGGAGGCAUCAAAGAAGACACAGAGGAGUCACACCUGAGGGAUUAUUUCCAGCAGUUUGGCAAGAUAGAGGUCAUUGAUAUCAUGACUGACCGCAACACUGGGAAGAAGAGGGGCUUUGCCUUUGUUACGUUUGAUGACCACGAUUCAGUUGAUCGGAUUGUCAUCCAGAAAUACCACACUAUCAACUCUCACAACUGUGAGGUGAGGAAGGCCCUCACAAAGCAGGAAAUGCAGAGUGCGGGAAUGGGUAUGGGAAUGAGAGGAGGUCGCAACACUGGCGGCAGGCCCUACGAUUACGACAGGGGCUUCAAUCAAGGUGGCAGGGGGCGAUAUGGAGAUGGUCCUUACAAUUGCAACGGGGGUGAUGGUGGCUAUGGCGGCGGACCUGGUGGUCCUGGUGGCUAUAAUGGAGGUAACCGUGGUUACAAUCAGGGCUACAACCAGGGUGGUGGAUAUGGAGGAAACGGUUAUGACAGCAAUGGUUAUGGCAAUUGUGGUGGUGGAGGCGGCGGUGGCGGAAAUAACUACAACAACAUGGGCCACUACGACCCCCAGGCCUCUAACUUUGGCCCCAUGAAGGGCAACUUUGGCGGUGGUGGUGGCGGCGGCGGCAGGAACUUUGGUGGAUACGGGGGCUCAAACAACAGCGGCUAUGGUGGACGUCCAGGACGAUUUUAAAAUGAGAAAGUGGACUGAGUACUUAGGAGAGGAGAGCAAGGAGAGGAGAGCAAGCGAAGUGACAGGGCAACUGCAGGUUUACCUCCUAAAUCUGCUCAGCCUAUGAGUUGUGGCAGGUUACAGCUGCUGCAAGAAGAGAUGUACAGUAGAUAAAUCAUGGAGGGCCUUCAUUUAAACAUUUUGUGUUAUGUUUUUCUUUUUUCGUCAAUUGUGUUAAUGGAAAGUAAGCAUUCCAAUGAGGUUUUGUGUAGAUCUUUAAGUCUGGUUUUUAUUUGUAACUGCAUCAAAUCAAGCUGAAAUAAACACCUUUCAGUUUUUUUAACAGUCUCGUUAGCCUUUUCAGUGGUUUUGGGAAAGGGAGGGUUUACUAUUAGGUGAAAAUGGGUUGAGCCAUAUACAUCACAAGGUGGCCGGGGAAAGUCAAUAUCAGUGUCUCCUACAUGCUGGCUCAGGUCAGUGCAUAUGCAAUACUGGUUAAAGGGCGGGCAAAGAAAUGGUGCGCAAAUGCCAUCAUCAGAAAGAGCCCAUCACUUUGGUACAAGCUCUGCCCUGAUUUCUGCAAAGAUCACCCGGAGAAUGCUAGCUUACAUGCAAAGUCUAUGAGGCUAGCCAUGGAAGCAAGCUGAGGGAGAGAAGUAGCAAAACCAUCGCCAGGAUCAUUGAAGCAGGGGAGAGUGAGAACAGAGGCCUGAGUCUAGCAGGCAGCAGCUACCAAAAGGCUUAAGUGCUGUUUGUAGGUAAGACCAGACUUCUCAACUACUGAUGGUAUAUCUUGCAUUUUGUCAUGUAGCUGGUAGUGAGAUAUGUAGCCCAGUAAUAAUUUAAUCAAGUUUUAUGACCAUUCUACUAUUUGACUUAAUUUGGCCUCCAAUUGUGCAUUGAGGCCCAAACAUAUUGCAUGCUAUGAAAUGAGCAAAUAUCUUAUAUUUUGGGGGUAUUGUUUUACUGAUAGUAUUUCUGCUUUGUAGGUAGGGUAACGAGACAUGGACCCCAAAACCUGGCUUCAUUUCUGUGACAAUGGUUUUUGCCAGGUUGGCUGAAAAUUCAUGCUGGUGCUCAAAAUAUUUUAAGAAGGCUGCUGUGCAGUUUUUAUUUUUUUAAUUUUUUUUAAUAAAGUGUUUGUAUAAAAACA